AUGCCAAAUAGUUCAAUGAGCUCAACCUCUGCUACAUCCUCAAUCGAACCAAUAGACAGAGCAUUGAUUCUAUGUAAUCGUGCCAAUGAUCUUCUUUCAUUAAUAUUGUCAAAGAAUAAAUCAGAAAUAGAAACAGAAACAGAAAGCAGCACCAAACAUUGCCAUCAACAACAUAAAGAAGAAGAAGAGAAUGAUGAAGAAGAAAAGGAGAAAAUUCAAGAAUGUGAUACAAUCGAAGAGGAGGAAGACGAUCAAGAUGAGGAAGACUUUAAAUUAAUUCAAAACGCAAACGAAUUGUUUGAACAAGCAGUAACAGUCGACAAUCAUUGCGUUGAUGCAUUGAUUGGAUUGGGUUAUAUUGCAGGAUUAAGAGAACAAUUUAUAGAGGCAGUAGGAUUUUUAGACAAAGCAGAGAUUGCUUCUCAAGGAGAAAAUGACCAACGUAUUCAAACGCUUCGUGAUGCUCUCAAGGAAAAGAUGGAAAAAGCUUCCUCCUCCUCGGACGCUCCCUCAAACCCAGAAGACGAAUUUGAACACGUUUUCCAAACUGGACACAACGAUUUAAAUGUACCAUUGUUAAUCGAGGUUGGUAUUUCAAAAAUUCAAGUGAUUAUCAUAUUUAAUGGUGCAGUUACCAAAAAGUUUAUUGUAACACUUAGAGAGAUAUUUGAUAGAUUUGAUAUUACACAUGAUAAUACUCUAAGUACAGAGGAAUUACAAUCUUAUACGAAAAAAAUUCUACAGAGACUUUUAAAGACUUGA
Molecule: messenger RNA, 762 nt
Organism: Cavenderia fasciculata
Lineage: Eukaryota; Evosea; Eumycetozoa; Acytosteliales; Cavenderiaceae
Exons: 3
Coding region: 1-762 (253 amino acids)
Molecular function (GO): calcium ion binding
Source: RefSeq, a predicted model, not a curated record